This is a messenger RNA of Penicillium alfredii, 945 nucleotides long. RefSeq names its product NAD(P)-dependent oxidoreductase. The record is from RefSeq and is a predicted model, not a curated record. The coding region runs from base 1 to 945 and encodes 314 amino acids. The transcript has 2 exons. NCBI's taxonomy places the organism in Eukaryota, Fungi, Ascomycota, Eurotiomycetes, Eurotiales, Aspergillaceae. Gene Ontology annotation, molecular function: oxidoreductase activity, acting on the CH-OH group of donors, NAD or NADP as acceptor; NAD binding; NADP binding.
AUGACUAGACUCCGUGUAGCAUGGAUUGGCCUGGGCAACAUCGGCCGGGGUAUGAGCGCCAACAUCGCUCAAAAAGGUCCGCAAACAGGACCUCUCGUCCUCUACAAUCGCACAACUGCCAAGGCGGCCGCGCAUGCCGAAACGCUGGGUGACCGUGCGACCGUCGCAACGUCGCUAGCUGACGCGGUGCAGCAAGCCGACCUGAUCUUUACCUGUGUGGGUGAUGACCCGGCCCUCGACCAGAUUGUCGCGGCGAUCCUAGAUGACAAGACUGCCGACCUGUCCAGCAAGACCUUUGUGGACUGCUCGACCGUCCACCCAGACACGUCGCGGCGCACGGAAACAGCAUUUGAAGAACGGGGUGCCGCCUUCGUCGCAUGCCCGGUGUUCGGCGCGCCGCCCAUGGCCGCAGCGGGGCAGCUGAUCAUGGUGCCAGCCGGCAAACAAGCAGCGAUCGCGCGGGCGCGCCCCUUCUUCGACGGAGUGACGUCGCGGCAUACAAUUGACCUUUCCUCCGGGUCUGGUGCAGACAUCGACGUCGACCGCGCGGCAACCCUCAAACUGCUCGGCAACACGUUCAUUCUCAACACAGUCGGUGUGCUGGCAGAGUCGUUCGUCGCAGCCGAGGCAUCCGGGCUAGGCGUCGGUCCUCUCAAGGAGUGGCUCGAACUGUUUGCGCCGGGUCCCUUUGCCAAGUAUGCGGACCGUAUGCUUUCUGGCGAUUACUAUCAACGUGAGGAGCCGCUGUUCGCUGUCGAUUUGGCCCGCAAGGAUCUGCGCCAUGCGUAUAAUCUUGCGCAGGGUGGCGGCGCGCGCAUGCGCAAUGUCGAGGUCACCGAUGCGUUCCUGCAGGAUGUCAAGGCUGAGAAGGGCGAGAAAGGUGAUAUUGCUGCGGUGUAUGGUGCUGCUAGAAAGAGUGCCGGAAUGGAGUUUGAGAACCAGUGA